This is a messenger RNA of Galeopterus variegatus (Sunda flying lemur), 2825 nucleotides long. RefSeq names its product caspase 8, apoptosis-related cysteine peptidase (gene CASP8). Gene Ontology annotation, molecular function: cysteine-type endopeptidase activity; protein binding. The transcript has 9 exons. NCBI's taxonomy places the organism in Eukaryota, Metazoa, Chordata, Mammalia, Dermoptera, Cynocephalidae. The record is from RefSeq and is a predicted model, not a curated record. Gene Ontology annotation, biological process: apoptotic process; negative regulation of extrinsic apoptotic signaling pathway via death domain receptors; proteolysis. The coding region runs from base 37 to 1527 and encodes 496 amino acids.
UGUGAAGUUAGGCGGUUUAGGGGACUUAGUGACGUGAUGGUGCCGGGAAAGGGUGGAGCAGAUUGCUUCUCCUAUCUCUUGAGAAGUAUGGAUUUUAACAGCCGUCUUUACAAUAUUGGAGAAGAACUGGGCAGUGAUGACCUGGUGUCCCUCAAGUUCCUGAGUCUGGACCACAUCCCACAAAGGAAGCAGGAGUCCAUCAAGGAUGCCCUGAUGUUAUUCCAGAGACUCCAGGAAAAGAGAAUGUUGGAGGAAAGCAAUCUGUCCUUCUUGAAGGAGCUGCUCUUCCGAAUUAAUAGACCAGAUCUGCUGGUCAAGUACCUGGACACUAGCAAGGAGGAGAUGGAGAGGGAACUUCAGACACCAGACAGGGCUCAGAUUUCUGCCUACAGGGUCAUGCUAUUUCAGAUUUCAGAAGAUGUAAGCAAAGCAGAAUUGAGUUAUUUUAAGUUUUUUUUGAAGAAGGAAAUCUCCAAAUGUAAACUGGAUGAUGACAUGAACUUACUUGAUAUUUUCAUGGAAAUGGAGAAGAGGGUCAUCCUAGGGGAAAGCAACUUGGAUACCCUGAAAAGAAUCUGUGACCGAAUCAAUAAGAGCCUGCUGAAGAAGAUCAAUGAUUAUGAAAACUUAAGCAGAGAGAGAAGAGUGAGCCUUGAAAGAAGCCCAGAUGAAUUCUCAAAUGGGGAGGGGUCAUUCGGCGUGCUGGCAAUGUCGGACUCUCCAAGAGAACAAGACAGUGAUUCACAGACUUCAGACAAAGUUUACAGAAUGAAAAGCAAGCCUCGGGGAUACUGUUUGAUUUUCAACAACUAUGAUUUUAGCAGAGCACGGAAGGAUGUGCCCAAACUUCACAGAAUUAAGGACAGGAAUGGAACGCACUUGGACGCAGAGGCUUUGGGCAAGACCUUUAAUGAGCUUCAUUUUGAGAUAGUAGAUUACAGAGACUGCACAGCAAAGGAGAUCUGUGAGUUUCUGAAGUCCUACCAAAGCAUGGACCACAGUAACAAGGACUGCUUCAUCUGCUGCAUCCUCUCCCAUGGGGACAAGGGCAUCGUCUAUGGCACUGACGGACAGGAGGCCUCCAUCUAUGAGCUCACCUCUUAUUUCACUGGUUCGAAGUGCCCUUCCCUCGCUGGAAAACCCAAAGUCUUUUUUAUUCAGGCUUGUCAAGGGGAUAACUACCAGAAAGGUAUAGCUGUUGAGACUGACUCAGAGCAGAAGGAAGCCUAUUUAGAAAUGGAUUCAUCAUCUCAAAACAGAUAUAUCCCGGAUGAAGCUGACUUUCUGCUGGGAAUGGCCACUGUGAACAACUGUGUUUCCUAUCGAAACCCUGUGGAGGGGACCUGGUAUAUCCAGUCACUUUGCCAGAGCCUGAGAGAGAGAUGUCCUCGAGGUGACGAUAUUCUCACCAUCCUGACUGAAGUGAACUAUGACGUGAGCAGUAAAGACGACAAGAAAAACAUGGGGAAGCAGAUGCCACAGCCCACCUUCACACUAAGAAAAAAGCUCGUCUUUCCUCUUAAUUGAUGCUGUUGUUUACAUGAGUAACACUAUGCUUUAUUUGUUGAUAAGCUAUUAGUUACUUAGUACUAUUUUGCACUUAGAUGGCAGAAAGGGAGUUUAGAAUUAUUAGAAUUCUUAUGUGAAUUCAAGCCGGAAUCUCUGGCUUUGCAAACAGUAAUAGCCACCAUUAGACACUUAUGGCCAUGGUAUUAUUUUAAUUAUAUGUUUAAUAAGAUGAAAACAUUUUUUUAAAUAACUUACAGUUGAUCAAAAAGUAUAGUAAGUUUAAAAGAAAUAUGACAAAAAUCUCCUAAAAAGUUCAAAAUCUGAAUCCUUGACCUUGGUGUAUACAACCAGCCAUCCCCAAUUCCCUUCAAAUUGUUAAACAUUAGAAACAAAACAAAAAUCACUUAAAGGCAUCAUCCCAAAGCUUUAGCCUUGAACAUGCUGUUAAUAAUAGCACUGGAACUUUAUAAGGCACAGGAAGAAGAGAAGUGGUGAAAUCACUUUCCCACCAGGAGGCCUCAGAAUAAUGAAUGUUAAAAUAUUUGGAGACAGCAAGUGUCCCUUCUGCCCGUGAGAGGGCUGAUACCUCAUUUCUCGUUCCCAUGAUAAUUUGUCAGACUUGCAUUCCCACUAACUGGGUGGGAUUCUGUGGCACAGAACAAUUGGUAUGCAGGUGAAUGCCUGUGACACCCUCUCAAAGGUCACCGACGGAGAUUUUUGUGAUCCAGUCUAGCUAAAAAAACCCACCUCACACACUGAGGUUCAGUGUGUAAUGCUCCCACAUCCAGCCUGACGGUGGCCGGUGGGUAAGACGAGUAAUAUCAGAAACGAGCACCUCCUCUCUGCCUCCUCUCUUGAGGAAUGGGAAGAUCCUAUGUUUCAGUGAUGAAAGACACCAUGACUCUAUUCAAGGUUAAGCUAAAACUUCAGAACACCUAGGAGUGAUUUGUCUUGUCCCUCUCUUUCUAAGCCAUCCUCCACACUACCUUUUUAUGAUACAUUUUUGAAUGUUGAUUUUUAUUGUAAAAGAUUUAAAAUAUUAAAAUUAUUUUGAAAAUUCUUUAUAAUUUGUCCCCAAACUCCCUUUUUGGCCUCUUCUCCUAUUGCUCUUGUAAUAUAUACCUGCUUUUGCAGCAUCCGAUGUGACUGGCUUUUUGCUAAUGAUGCAGUGCUCGUUUCCUUUAUUUGCAUUUGCUCUUUCUUUGCUAAAUUUAUUCCAAAUCUUUAGUAAUUAAUUUCUGUAACAGCUGUAUUUUUAAAGAAUAUUUUUAAAAAAACAUUUUUACUAGAAUAAAAUAUAAUUUUAUGUUACUGCU